GACACCGCUUUCACAUGGAUGUGUAUGGGGCCGCCCAUCUUGCCUUUCUGCCUGGUCAAUGCUUUUAUCGCGCUGCUGAGUUGCUGCUCGUGUGUCUACUGCUUCAAGGUAACUUAUCAAGUCGAAAGGGAGCCGGCUGUUGAUGAUUUGUCCGUCAUGUCGUCGCUUACAACGCUUUUACACGUGAAGAAAGAAAGACGCUGCUUGAUGCGCAUGAUCUCUCUGAUUGCUGCUGUGACACCAAAACAACAAUCACCGUCAACCGGAGCAUGAAAAAAUAAUCGAUCAUGUCUGAGAGCAGUGGGGAACAGCAGGAAAACUCG
This is a messenger RNA of Zychaea mexicana, 323 nucleotides long. RefSeq lists its product as uncharacterized. The transcript has a single exon. NCBI's taxonomy places the organism in Eukaryota, Fungi, Mucoromycota, Mucoromycetes, Mucorales, Lichtheimiaceae. The record is from RefSeq and is a predicted model, not a curated record. Bases 19 to 273 code for a protein of 84 amino acids.